Messenger RNA from Lates calcarifer (barramundi perch), 1710 nucleotides. Its product is annotated as fibrous sheath CABYR-binding protein-like. Lineage: Eukaryota; Metazoa; Chordata; Actinopteri; Centropomidae. The coding region runs from base 34 to 927 and encodes 297 amino acids. The transcript has 2 exons. The record is from RefSeq and is a predicted model, not a curated record.
UAUUUCCUGUUUUCCUUCCCUGAUUCAGAGUCUAUGCCAGAUCUGCUCACAGCUGUGAAGAUCUUGGCCGGCUCCACAGUUGAGAUCGCAGCAGCUUCUGUUGGUGAGACCAGUCUGGUGAACACUGUCCAACAAAUAGAGGAAGAUGGAAAAGGUUUGCAGACCGCACUGGAGAUGGUAGAACCAGAAGUCCUGGCUAAGGAAGCAGCUGAAGAGGCAGCUGUUGCAGUGAGCGAGGAGGAUUUGAAGUCUGCAGAGGAUAGUGCUGCUGAGGGAGUGACUGAUGUAGAAGUUGCAGAAGCUCCGUCUGCUGAAGAAGUGGCAUCUGCUCCUGCUGCAGCAGAGGAGGAGGAAGCAGCUGCGGCUCCUCCUGAGGAAGCUACAGCCUCAGCCUCCACAGUGGAGAGGGUGGGAGAUGAGGAUGAGGCACCAGUUGCUGAGGCUGCUCCUGAAGAAGCUUUUUCUUCUACAGAGGCCCCACCUGAAGAUUCAGCUGAUGAAGUUUCACCUGCUGAAGAGGCCACCCCCUCAUCAGAGGAGAUCACACCUGCUGCUGAGACAUCAGUGGAGGAGGGAGCAAGUGAAGCUUCAGCCGAGGAGGCACCUGAAGUUGUGUCAACACACAGUGAAGCUGCAGCAGUUGUGUACAUGACUCAGCUGGCGGCAGCCUCCACUGCAACCAAUCUGGAAGUUCUUUCCACUGCUGAACCAGAAUCUACAUCAAAGGCUCCAGUACAUGAGGCAAAGCACUGCCACUCCUGCCACUCUGCUCCUUCAGCUGGAGAGGAGGUGGUGCCACCUGCUGCUUUGGGAGGGGAGCUCGUCAGUGACGGGGCAGUGGAUAUAACACAUGAGGCCAAGGAGGAGGUGUCACUGGUGGAGGGACAAACCACAGAGACAAUGGUGGUGGUGACCGUCCCGUCAUGACAUGACAGACAGCGUGCCUUCCACAACACUCCCAUCUGUCAGUCAAGCUGAGGAUGAACCAUGAAAACAACAUGAAGAGAAGUAACCACAGGUUUAACUAACUAAUGUGUCCUUUCUGUUGUUAUCACAGAGUUUCUUGUAAAUUCUCUUUCUGUUCAUUCUGUAUUAGCAUUUAUGAAAUAUGAUUCCCAUUAUGUCUCUUGUCCUCUAGGUGCCACUAUUGCAAAGCUUUUCAUGACCAGUUGACUAGAACAUACAUGUCUUAGAGGUGCUAUAAUAGGCAGUAGAAGUAGUUUGUACCAAUAUCUAGAAAUUCUGCCAUGAUUUUUAUGUGGUAGUGCAUUGCUGAAAUGAUAUCAACAAUAAUGCAUUUUUCUCACUCUUGUCAUAGUACAAAUGCACAAAGAGGCACAACUAUUUUAAGACCAUUAUACUUUUCCUGAGACACCAACUUAAUCGUUGUAUCAGGUGAGAUAUAUAUAUAUUUGACAUUUUAAGGCUGAUAUCAACUGAUAUCAAUACCAUGUCCACAUUUUGGUGCAUAUCUAAUUUCUAUGUUUGUGUUAUCGUUGUCUAUAUUUUAACUUCUGUAACAGAGAAAGAUUGAUGAAUAGAUUAUAAGUGGGUUCAAACUGAAAUAACUUGAUAUUGUACCCUUUCACUAGAUGAAUAUAUUGAACAGUAACAUGCUUCUAAUUCUCUGAGAGUUGCAGGUGGAUGCAUAGUUUUACAUAUAUUUGUCGGUGCACUGCAUAUAUAUAUUCACUAUAUAUUAUAAUAAUA